AUGUUUAUAGCAUCCUACAACAAUUUCAAAGGGGGCAUUCCGCCAGAAACUUUUAAGAGCCUUUUGCAACUUGAAGUUCUGUAUCUUGAUGAAAACAAUCUUGAAGGGGAAAUUCCAGGCACUUUCUGGAGUCUGGAAAACUUAAAAGAGCUUAUUCUCUCAGGGAACAAGCUUAAUGGAACUAUUUCCGAGAGGAUUGCUCAAUGCAAUCAGCUAGUGGUUAUUGCUCUUUCAGGUAAUAAUCUGGUUGGUCGCAUUCCUCAGUCGAUAGGAAAUCUUACGAGUUUAACUAAUUUAUUUAUUUUCAAUAACAUGCUUAACGGCUCAUUACCUCCCGAGCUUGGAAACUGCAGUUCACUUGUCGAACUAGGGCUUCAGCAUAAGUUCAUUGGAGGAAGUAUCCCUCCAGAAUUGGCUUUGUAUAACAACAGUUUGACUGGUAGAAUCCCAUCUGAAAUUGUUCAUUUAAAGAAAUUGAGAUUUCUAUCCUUGGCUCACAAUGAUCUCAUUGGGGAGGUGCAAUUUGAGCUCCGGAAAAGUUUUCCUUCUCUGGUCAGAUUGGAUUUAUCGGGGAACCGCCAUAAUGGAUCAAUUCCUUACGGAAUAUGUGCUGGAGGUAAUUUUUCAGUUUUGGCCAUUGGGAACAACCGUUUCAGUGGGCGCUUUCCUACUGAUAUUGGAAAAUGCUCAUCCCUCAGAAGGGUGGUCCUUAGUAACAAUCUUUUGCAAGGACCUAUACCAGAAGAUUUGGAAGAGAACGCUGGAGUUUUCUUCUUGGAGGUCCAGGGAAACUUGCUUGAAGGAAGGAUUCCCCCGGUGUUUGGUCACUGGACCAAUCUUUCAAUGCUUGAUUUCCCACGGAAUAGGCUCUGUGGCUUUAUACCUCCAGAGCUUGGGAAGCUUGAAAAUCUACAAAUUUUAGGGGUUUCUUCUAAUAGACUUACAGGAAGCAUUCCCUCGGAGUUGGGUCAUUGCAAAAAGAUCAUCAAACUGGAGCUUAGCACCAAUUAUCUUUCAGGAAGUAUUCCUUCAGAAAUAAUAUCAUUGCCCAAAUUGCAAAACCUUCUACUCCAAGAGAACAAACUCAUUGGAUAUAUUCCUGAUUCUUUUGCUUCCCUCCAAAGUCUUUUCGAAUUGCAGCUUGGAGGUAACAUGCUUCAAGGUCUCAUUCCAUGCAGUUUGAGUAACCUUCACCAUUUCAGUUCAGUUCUUAAUUUAAGCAACAAUAGGCUCUCUGGUGAAAUCCCUGCAUGCCUUGGCAAACUAGACAAGCUACAGAUCCUUGAUCUCUCAAGCAACAGUUUCUCUGGUGAGAUACCAACAGAUAUGAACAACAUGAUCUCCCUCUACUUCGUGAAUAUAUCAUUCAAUCACCUAACAGGAAAAUUACCAUCUGCUUGGAUGAGGAUCAUAGCUUCAUAUCAUGGAUCAUUUGUCGGAAACCCAGAACUUUGCCCGCUGGGUGAUGAAACUGGUUUUUGUCAGGAACAUAGAAAAGGCAACAGCAGCGGAAGGGUGCUGGCUGGGGUAAUCAUUGCUGUGGUGGUCUCCGUGGCAUUGCUUUGCGCGAUGAUCUAUAUAUUGGUGGUUAGACACCUUCAAAAGAAACAUUCCUUUGAUCAAACACUUCGCCAUAAGCGACAAUCUAGAACUGAAGAUCUACCUGAGAAUAUGAAAAUCGAAGAUAUUAUUCGUGCUACAGAGGGAUGGAGUGACAAGUAUAUCAUUGGGAGAGGUAAACAUGGAACAGUUUACCGGACAGAAUCUUCCAACUCUAGGAACCAUUGGGCUGUCAAGAAAGUGAGUUUGUCUGACACAAAUUUCAGACUUGAGAUAAGAACUCUUGGCUUAAUUAGGCAUCGGAAUAUAUUGGGAAUGGCAGCUCAUGGCCUUUCCUACCUUCACCACGAUUGUGUGCCACCGAUUAUCCACAGAGACAUCAAGUCAAAUAACAUACUAUUGGAUUCUGAAUUCGAACCAAAGAUUGGAGACUUUGGAAUGGCAAAAUUGGCCUGUGACCUGGAUUCAAGUUCCACAAGAUCUGCAAUUGUUGGAACAUUUGGCUACCUAGCACCAGAGAAUGCAUACUCAACUCGAUUGACAGAGAAAUGCGAUGUCUACGGCUAUGGAGUAAUUCUGCUGGAGAUUCUAUGCAGAAAAUUGCCUGUAGACCCUUGCUUCCAGGAUGGCCUAGAUAUCGUCUCGUGGACUAGAAAGAACCUACUGGAAAACGAAGAAUACAUUUGCUUCCUUGAUCAGGAGAUCAGCCUUUGGCUCAAUAAUGAACAACAAAAGGCCCUCGAUUUGCUGGAACUGGCACGUUAA
Molecule: messenger RNA, 2325 nt
Organism: Durio zibethinus
Lineage: Eukaryota; Viridiplantae; Streptophyta; Magnoliopsida; Malvales; Malvaceae
Source: RefSeq, a predicted model, not a curated record